Molecule: messenger RNA, 1839 nt
Organism: Scomber japonicus (chub mackerel)
Lineage: Eukaryota; Metazoa; Chordata; Actinopteri; Scombriformes; Scombridae
Gene: blnk
Product: B cell linker
Exons: 24
Coding region: 29-1570 (513 amino acids)
Biological process (GO): intracellular signal transduction; cell surface receptor protein tyrosine kinase signaling pathway
Source: RefSeq, a predicted model, not a curated record
UGCUCAGAGGUUCCCUGUUGAGACAGAAAUGAACCUGCCGUCCAAAGAGGAGUGCGAGGGGUGGGACCAGUCACAAGUAGCCGUCUUUAUGUGCAAGAACAAGAUGCCAGAAUGUGCUACCACCAUUAACAGACUGAAAAUGAAUGGGCAAAGAUUUCUGAAUUUGUCUAACAGCGACCUGAGCAAGUUCAGUCUCAUCCACCAACCGCAGCUUCAGAAGAUCGUUCAGGACAUCAAGAAAAAUGACGGCAGCUUACUGAAUAAACUAAAAAGACUGAAAAGCAAACCGGUGCCAAAAGUACCUGCGAGAGAUUACAGACAUGACGACAGGGAGUGUGAUGACUUUUCUGACCCUGAUUAUGAUAAUGACACGUAUGAGGAUCCAUGUCAGGACCAUGAUGACAGCUACGAGCCUCCUCCCAGCCACAAAGUCUUCAACACAGCUUCUUCAGCUUCUUUCCCUAGGGGGGAAUAUCUUGACAGCUGCCGUAACCGUCCCAACAGGCCACCCAGGAAGCCCUUCCGCCCAGGCAAAGCCUCCAAACAACUGCCCCCUGAACCCACCGAUGUGGGGAGUGAUGAAGAAGACUACAUCAGUCCAGAUGGCGGUAAUGAUGAUGACAACUACGUUGAACCUUCAGAGAAUCCACCUCCUAAUCCUAUAAUGCAUGGUGGACACAGACCAGGGAGGGACCGUCCCAUUAUACGUACACCUUUACCAGAGCGCCCACCCAGUCCUGAUUUUUAUGAAGUUCCUGACAAAGAGGAAAACUCUUCAACUCAUCCAGCAAACAGACUGUGUCCAAUCCCCACGCCUCAAUCACAUUCUUUACCACCAAAACCCAGCCCCAGAAUGAAUGUGAGGAGAUCUCCCAUUCCUGUCCAAGAGCCCACAGGCAGUGAUGAAUAUGAAGUGUGUGAUCCAGAAGAUAUUUGCAGUGAUAAAUCUUCAGAGGGACCUCCCCGACUCCUACCUAAACCUCUGCCUAGAGAAAGGUCACCAAAACCACCUGCACGGCCGAGGCCAGACUUCAAACUGAGAGAAUUUGAAAGUCGAUCGCUGCCUGUGAUUCAAACUCAGCAGAAACCUCCACCAAAAGCAUUCACGCUAGACCUGAAGCGACCCAAGAUUCCUAUUCCACAGUUUAUGUCCUCCGGACAAGCUGACAGGAAAAGUGCUUCUAUUGAAAAUUGGUCAACAGAUCAAGAUAAGGACUCAGACCUCUAUAAGAAACCGUGGUAUGCUGGUUCAUGUGACCGCAAGACUGCAGAUGAAGUCUUGUUUUGCUCGAAUAAAGACGGCGCGUUUAUGGUGAGGAAGAGCUCCGGUCAGGACUCUCAGCAGCCCUACACAUUAGUGGUGUUUUAUAAGGGCAGAGUGUACAACAUCCCCAUCCGCUUUAUACAGACGACUCAGCAGUACGCACUAGGGAGAGAGAAGAAAGGAGAGGAGUAUUUCAGCAGCAUCUCCCACAUCAUUGAUAACCACCAGAGGAACCCUCUAGUGCUGAUUGACAGCCAGAGUAACACCAAGGACGCCGCCAAGCUGUGCUACCCCCUGAAGCCCUAGAUGAGCCUGAAUGAUAGAGUACAGAGAACAGCUGAUUGUCUGGACUGGUGCGCCUCGUCCCGCUGUGUUCACAGAACUCAUUAUCUGACACUUUCUCUUCUAAUCUUUGUUAAUCUGAGGUGCUGUCAGCAGGAUCGGAUACUGGACUAGUCUGCAGUGCUGGCCAUGCAGAGCUAAAGCAGCACUGACUCAGAAGACUUUUUCACUAAAUGUUUUUAUAAAGAUGUUUUUAAUAAAUGCUCAGGCAAUAAACUGCUGAUUCAUAUUAA